Mizuhopecten yessoensis (Yesso scallop) is the source of this 3480-nucleotide messenger RNA. RefSeq names its product F-box only protein 11-like. Gene Ontology annotation, molecular function: zinc ion binding; protein binding. Bases 112 to 2763 code for a protein of 883 amino acids. Lineage: Eukaryota; Metazoa; Mollusca; Bivalvia; Pectinida; Pectinidae. Gene Ontology annotation, biological process: ubiquitin-dependent protein catabolic process; regulation of apoptotic process; protein ubiquitination. The transcript has 19 exons. The record is from RefSeq and is a predicted model, not a curated record.
GUAAUUAACAGCCAGUCGGAUGGGAAUAAAUUUCAAUAUGGCUACAUAGAUGAAGUUACUCCGUUCGUCUGUGGAUUAUUUACGAACUAUUGGCCACAACUUUGGUCCAAUAUGUCGAGUCACACUGCCAGAACAACAAGAUACAGCACAAGAAGGCUUCGGAAACGACCAGUUGUGAAACAAGCGUCUACAAGACGCCAGAAUGAGGAAAAUGCCAACAUACAGAACACAGACAAUGAAGAUGACUCAAGCAGUAAGCCAUGUCAUAUGCGAUACAACCUAAGAAAACGCCAACCAGAGGGCAGUACUAGUCCAUACACUGGAGGGCGAAGUCACAGUCUCUCCGAGUCCUGCACACCAGCUAAGAGGAGGCGCAAAUCAUCCACUCGCUCUGUUGCUCCAUACCUGAAAGGAUGCCUGGUUGGAGCACACUAUCUUCAACAGGACUUACCAGAUGAAGUACUGCUGAAGAUCUUUAGUUACCUGUUGGAAUUUGACCUUUGUAGAAUUGCAUGUGUUUGCAAACGUUUUCGUAUCAUUGCAAAUGACACAGAACUUUGGAAAGAUAUUUAUCAGGAUAUAUUUGAGUAUGAUUUCCCACUCAUGCAUCCAGAACCAAGGGUUUUUCGAUUUGUACAACCACACGAGAAUGAAUAUGAAAAUCCAUGGAAAGAAAGCUUUAAACAUCUGUAUAAAGGAAUCCAUGUUAGACCUGGUUUUCAAGAAAUGUACAUGGACCACUCACGUGGAAGGAGACUUCGGGGCAGGGACAUGACAUGCUUUGAGACAAUUGAGCAGGCCUACAGUUUUGUUGAUGCUGAGGAGAUUGAGAGUCCGUUGAUUCUGGUCCACUCUGGUCUAUACCAGGGGGAGUACCUAUUUGUGGACACGAAUGUCUCCAUUAUAGGAGCAGCACCUGGAAAUGUGAUAGACCAUGUGGUGAUAGAGAGAGAAAGUGAAUCCACCGUGAUGUUUGUAGAAGGAGCCAAGGAAGCUUAUCUGGGAUAUGUUACGCUGCGUUUCUCACCUGACAUCACAUCUACAGUACCCCACCAUAAACACUACGCCCUGGAGGUGACUGAGAAUUGCUCACCUGUUGUAGACCACCUCCGUAUCAGAAGUUCUUCUGUUGUUGGUGCUGCUGUAUGUGUGUCAGGAUCAGGAGCAGACCCGGUCAUCAAACACUGUAAGAUCAAGGACUGUGAGAAUGUUGGCCUGUAUGUCACCGACUAUGCGCAGGGGAGCUAUGAAGACAAUGAGAUCAGUGGGAAUGCCUUGGCAGGAAUUUGGGUAAAAAACCAUGCUAAUCCCAUCAUGAGGAGAAACCAUAUACACCAUGGAAGGGAUGUGGGUAUUUUCACCUUCGACAAUGGCCUGGGUUACUUUGAGGCUAAUGAUAUCCACAACAACAGAAUUGCUGGUUUUGAGGUGAAAGCUGGUGCUAACCCCACAGUGGUCCGGUGUGAAAUCCACCAUGGACAAACCGGUGGAGUGUAUGUGCACGAAAAUGGGCGUGGCCAGUUCAUAGAAAACAAAAUCCACUCAAAUAACUUUGCUGGAGUGUGGAUCACUUCAAACAGUGAUCCUACCAUCAGAAAAAAUGAAAUCUACAACGGUCAUCAAGGGGGCGUGUACAUAUUUGGAGAAGGAAGAGGUUUAAUAGAGCACAAUAAUAUCUACGGCAAUGCCUUAGCUGGUAUCCAGAUCAGGACAAACAGUAACCCUAUAGUCCGCCACAACAAGAUUCAUCAUGGCCAACACGGGGGUAUUUAUGUGCAUGAAAAGGGCCAGGGUCUUAUAGAGGAGAACGAGGUGUACUCCAACACGCUGGCCGGGGUGUGGAUCACCACAGGUAGUACGCCUGUACUGAGGAAAAACCGCAUCCACAGUGGCAAGCAGGUGGGAGUGUAUUUCUAUGACAACGGACAUGGUGUUUUAGAAGACAAUGAUAUCUUUAACCACUUGUAUUCUGGAGUUCAAAUAAGGACAGGAAGCAAUCCUUUGAUUCGCAAAAACAAGAUAUGGGGAGGACAGAAUGGUGGUAUUUUAGUGUACAAUAGUGGACUGGGUAUGAUUGAGUGUAAUGAAAUAUUUGACAAUGCUAUGGCUGGUGUGUGGAUUAAAACAGACAGUAACCCGGUGCUUCGCCACAACAAGAUCCACGACGGCCGUGAUGGGGGUAUCUGCAUAUUCAACGGAGGCAAAGGAAUUCUUGAGGAAAAUGACAUCUUCAGGAAUGCUCAGGCAGGCGUACUCAUCAGCACAAACAGUCAUCCAGUAUUACGAAGGAAUAGAAUAUUUGACGGCAAUGCGGCAGGAGUUGAAAUCACCAACAAUGCCACAGCAACAUUAGAGGGUAACAAAGUCUUCAACAACAAGUUUGGGGGACUGUGUCUCGCAAGCGGGGUCAACCCAAAACAAAAAGAUAAUGUGAUCAGUGGUAACCACAACAUGGUACAGAGGGCUGUAUCUAGAGGCCAGUGUCUAUACAAGAUCUCCAGUUAUACAAGUUUUCCCAUGCACGACUUCUACAGGUGUCGGACGUGUAAUACAACAGAGCGCAAUGCUAUUUGUGUGAACUGUAUAAAAUCCUGCCAUGCUGGCCAUGAGGUUGAGUUUAUUCGUCAUGAUAGGUUUUUCUGUGAUUGUGGAGCUGGCACUCUGAACAAUCAAUGUCAGCUACAAGGAGAGCCGACACAGGACACAGACACAUUGUAUGAUUCUGCUGCACCAAUGGAAACACACACGCUCAGAGUCAACUGACCAAUGGCCAAACACAAAUAUCAGCUGACCAAAGGCUUACAGCAUUGGCAGUGUCAGUGAAGAGCAAGACUCUUCGGCUUGUCAACCCGGCUGGUACCAGGCUGUUUGUGGUACAUGGCCAUCUGUUGGGCAUUUGUUGUGUCUCCAGCUUUUCCAAAAAUGAAUGAAGGACAGUGUAUUAUUCAAAGAAUCACACAAGUUGGAUUCAGGAAGAGUAUGAAAUAGGAGACCAUAUUACUUUGGAAACCCAAAUGGUUUACAUACAUUACACUUGAGUGAUGUUGUGAUGGCAUUUAAUGCUGCAGUGCAGAUGGUUACAUUUAGAAAUCUCUAUUUAAUUAUAUACAUGUUGGAGCACAUGUAGAUCUGAUAUAUUGUGAGCCUAGAAGGUGAGAGGAAGACAUGGAUGACGUUGUGUGGGUGUUGAGCGAGCAGAAUAUAUUAUAUGUAGAUUAACACCAUAUACUGUGCUAUGUAAUUCUAUAGAACCACAAGUUUUACAUGUGGUUCAAUUCAUCGAUAGGUUGCUUCAUUCCAACUUGUCCAUCACUAUCAAAAGCAUUGGAAUAAAAUGUAGUAACAUGCGAUUCUGUGUGGCUAACAAAUCAGUACCUAGCUACAUAGUAGCAUAAUCAAUGUUUCAGUGAAAUGUGAAAUUUAAAUGUUUUAUUGUUUAAAUUAAUGACAGCCUUUGUGGUGUCUGUUAAUUUUAUGAAA